CUCUCUCUCUCUCUCUCUCUCUAGGAGACUUGGUGAAGUUCGACGCUGAGGGCAGUUGCUGCUCUCUUUUGAACCGCCGUUCUGUCUAUUGACAGUUUUGUCAUGGCGUCCUGCUUGAUCAGUGGUUGGGUUGCUCUCUCCCUGAAGAAAAACUUAUGGCUAAGUGCUCCAGUGUGCAGAUAUAUCAGCAAGGCAGCAGCAAAGAGCCAGGUAGAGUUUGACUUUGACGGACCCUCCAUGAAAACGUCAGUCCCUGGACCACGUUCACAAGAGCUGACAAAACAACUGGGAGAUAUCCAGAAUGUUGGUGCAGUCAACUUCUUCUGUAACUAUGAGGAGAGCAGGGGGAACUACUUGGUGGAUGUGGAUAACAACCGCAUGCUGGAUAUCUACACUCAGAUCUCCUCGAUCCCAAUUGUGGGAUAAGCGGCCGCCCCAUGUGUAGAGGCUACAGUCCUC
Messenger RNA from Larimichthys crocea (large yellow croaker), 459 nucleotides. RefSeq names its product 4-aminobutyrate aminotransferase, mitochondrial-like. The transcript has 5 exons. Lineage: Eukaryota; Metazoa; Chordata; Actinopteri; Sciaenidae. The record is from RefSeq and is a predicted model, not a curated record. Gene Ontology annotation, molecular function: pyridoxal phosphate binding. Gene Ontology annotation, biological process: GABA catabolic process. The coding region runs from base 103 to 426 and encodes 107 amino acids. Gene Ontology annotation, cellular component: mitochondrion.